Messenger RNA from Ornithodoros turicata, 1918 nucleotides. Its product is annotated as antizyme inhibitor 2-like. Gene Ontology annotation, molecular function: ornithine decarboxylase activity. NCBI's taxonomy places the organism in Eukaryota, Metazoa, Arthropoda, Arachnida, Ixodida, Argasidae. The transcript has 8 exons. Bases 377 to 1684 code for a protein of 435 amino acids. The record is from RefSeq and is a predicted model, not a curated record. Gene Ontology annotation, cellular component: cytoplasm.
CCAUUCAAAGCCCCUUCCCUCUGCUUUCCCGUAUGGUGUCAUUGCAAAAUUUCCCAAGUUCUCGUCAACGUGCACAGCAAAUUCCCUUCAGACGACCAGAUUUUCUGUGUUGACUCUUCUCAACCAGCUUUACAAUUCCGCCCAAAACCAGCCUUAAAAUUAGCGGGCGGGACGCUUCUCCCCAGGGAGGUCUAACCUUCACAGAAAAGGACAGCUUGCGCCUGUCGAAGAUCCUCCUGUGUGGAAGCGGACCCCCUUGGGCAGAGAGCUGAGACCGGCACUGGGCUCUGCGUUAGCCGCGAUCAAUUCCUCAACCUUUUAAACCUUGGUAUAACGCAUCCUGCCGGACUCGCCCCCCGAUUUUCAGCUCAACAACAUGAAGACCCCCACGUGUGAUAUUGUUAACCAGAUGGGUGCCAUACACAUGGUAGACACCAUCACGUCGGACCCGGAUAAUGACCAGCCGUUCUUUGUGGUCGACGUCGCUGACGUGAUCUACAAGAUAAAGCUGUGGAAGCUCAAACUCCCACGAAUCAAGCCUUUCUAUGCUGUGAAGUGCAACAGCAUCCCAGCUGUGCUUGAACUAAUGGCUGGCCUUGGCUUGGGCUUUGACUGUGCCAGCAAAGCAGAGAUUGAUUCUGUCUGUGCUCUGGGUGUCAGCACCGAUCGCAUCAUCUAUGCCAACCCUUGCAAGACCAAGUCCUUCAUCAAGCAUGCUGCUGCUACUGGUGUCGACCUUAUGACCUUUGACAAUAAAGUGGAGCUGCACAAGGUGAAGGAGCUCUUCCCGAGCGCUCGUCUUGUACUGCGCAUCCGCGUCGACGACAGCGGGUCGGUAUGCCAGCUGGGACUGAAGUUUGGCUGCGAGGUGUCUGACGCCCAGUCUCUGCUUCUGCUUGCCAAAGAGCUUGGGCUCAACAUAGUUGGUGUGAGCUUCCACGUGGGUAGCAACAGCCGCAACCCUUCAUCCUUCAGCAAGGCUAUCGAAGAGGCGCGGUUUGUGUUUGACCAGGGCCUCGAGCUUGGGUUCAACAUGGAGUUGCUGGACAUCGGGGGAGGGUAUCCCGGAGACAAGGGCUUCCAAACGUUAUUCGAUGAGAUUGCUGCGACAAUUAACGCUUCUCUCGACCUGCAUUUCCCUGAAGAAGAAGGCGUGCGGGUGAUCUCCGAGCCGGGACGCUUUUUCGUAUCAUCUGCCUUCACGCUGUACACCACAGUCAUUGCCAAGAGGGAGGUUGUCCUUGCUGACGAUUCUGUCAAGGCCAUGUACUACCUCAACGAUGGUGUCUACGGCUCGUUCAACUGCACGGUGUUCGAUCACGCCAAGCCCGUGCCCUUCGCCCUGCACUGCAGGGAGGGCAGCCUGCGUCCGUGUUCACUGUGGGGUCCCACCUGCGACUCCAUGGACAUGAUCGAAGAGGACGCAAUGCUGCCCGAGCUGCAUGUCGGCGACUGGGUGGUGUUUGAAAACAUGGGGGCGUACACCCUGUGUGCUUCUUCCAACUUCAAUGGAUUCCAGGUGCCAGAUGUCAAGUAUGCUCUAACGUAUGCUUCCAUCAUGUAUCUCAAGAAGUUUCCAUUCUGGGACCGCCUUGUGUGCCACUUCGGGGACCAAUACGAAGACGUUGACACGGCUUUUGUGGAAAUGUCGUGCGCUCUGUUCCAGCAGGAGGCCAUUGCUUGACCUACCUCACUGGCAUUCUGCCUCGUAUCUUUUUUAUUAGACAAUGCUUUUUGUUCCGUUCACCAAGGUUUAAUUGAUUUAGAGGAAUUGAUUACAUGGCUAACUGGGCUCAGUGAUCUGAUUUGGCUGUGUAUGGAUUUUACAAGUACUACUCUGUCGUUUUGUACAGUCCCUUAUUGGGGAAGCAGAUGUGAAAUGACAAUAAAAAAAAAGACUAAAGGUCGUAAAAUGACA